AUGUCGCAGAGGCAUUUCUCUGAGCUCUUAACACCAUGGUCUAUAGCAUUCUGCAUGCUGUGGCUGCAUAAAUACAUUAAACUUAUUGUCUACUGCUAUACUCACUGGACUUACAAGUCCAAGUCGAUUCCAAUAAAGCCCUCCUACACCGCAGAUGAUGUCACGGUUGUGGUUCCCACGAUCCACGACAACUUGGACGAGCUUCGGCCCUCGCUUGAAAGCAUUCUGGCCACACGGCCGCACCGACUGAUCAUUGUCACAACCGCCGACAAGUUUAAAGAUCUGCAAGAGGUUAGAGAACGUCUCUCCAGCUCCAAAAUCUGCAUUCUCUGCACUCAGUACGCCAACAAACGUAUCCAGGUGUGCGAGGCCCUACCCGAAAUCACGACUCGCAUCACCGUCAUAGCCGAUGACGAUGUGACCUGGCCAUCGACCAUAAUGCCGUGGAUUCUGGCCCCAUUUAAAAAUACCAAGAUUCGAGGCGUCAGCACAUGCCAGCGGGUAAAAAGGGUUAGGGAGGGAGGUCUUGCGCUCAGGGUAUGGAAUUGGUUGGGCGCUGCCUACAUCGAGAGACGCAACUUUGAAAUUUGUGCAACACACACCAUGGACGGCGGUACUUCUUGCAUGUCAGGUCGGACUGGCGCCUACCGAUCUGAAAUCCUCCAGGACUACGAAUUCCGAGAAGGAUCCAUGAAGGAGGAGUGGUGUGGUAAGACCCUCAAGGCCGACGAUGACAACUUUUUGAGCCGUUGGCUCGUUAGUCACCAGUGGAAAACUUGGAUUCAGUACGAGCCGGAAUGUGAGGUUGAAACCACGCUUGAAAACAACACAAAGUUUCUCUACCAAUGUCUGAGGUGGGCCAGGAGCAACUGGCGUAGCAACUGGACCAGUCUACCUGUAUUUCUUUCCGCUUUUUAUUGUGAUUGGCUUUCCAUAGACGAUGGCAAACACUUAACUACUGUUGCGAGGCGUGUUCGCGAGUGUGACAAGAAGACACACAGGACCACAGCAUGCAGAUGA
Messenger RNA from Pyricularia pennisetigena, 1020 nucleotides. RefSeq lists its product as uncharacterized. The record is from RefSeq and is a predicted model, not a curated record. Bases 1 to 1020 code for a protein of 339 amino acids. The transcript has 2 exons. NCBI's taxonomy places the organism in Eukaryota, Fungi, Ascomycota, Sordariomycetes, Magnaporthales, Pyriculariaceae.